Molecule: messenger RNA, 386 nt
Organism: Geodia barretti
Lineage: Eukaryota; Metazoa; Porifera; Demospongiae; Tetractinellida; Geodiidae
Source: the annotation of a GenBank genome assembly
ACGCCAGGACCUCUGCCAUCCAGGCUGUAUGGCAUGGAACAUAAGUGCUGGUCCACGUGUUCCAUGACCACCACCAAUACCAUUGACCUAUUUAUUACCUUUGUGCCAACUGCAGGGCCGCAGAGUAGCAGUAGCUCCAUGGCAACCCCAAAGACCUCACCAGAGCAUCCUACAGUCACUGCCGCUGGGGUCAAAGGGCGCGAUACAACAGGAGGAGUAGUGGGAGUCAUUGUGGUUAUCGUUGUCGUGGUGAUUGUGGUGGUUGUCGUGGCGAUACUUGUGGCAUACUUUUCCAUCCGGCGAAAGGCCAACCAACAAAAUCCACAAUGUUGGUACACAGAGGAGCCAUUGUAAGAACUCCAUCCCUCCCCCUUCACAUCUGCCCC